Pseudocercospora fijiensis CIRAD86 is the source of this 2130-nucleotide messenger RNA. RefSeq lists its product as uncharacterized. Lineage: Eukaryota; Fungi; Ascomycota; Dothideomycetes; Mycosphaerellales; Mycosphaerellaceae. Bases 1 to 2130 code for a protein of 709 amino acids. The transcript has 5 exons. Gene Ontology annotation, molecular function: protein binding. The record is from RefSeq and is a predicted model, not a curated record.
AUGACACACGCCCCGACGCCAGACAAGCUCAUCGGCGCACUGCCAGACAUGGAGGCCAUCCGCCAGUCGCUGAUCACGAAAGUGCAAGGCAAGCGUCGCCACGAGGCAUCGCUGCCGCAGAAAAAGCGAGAUGCUCUUCUUCAGGAGAUCACCAGCGCUGCCAAGGACGGCGACCCGCUGAUGCUCAUCAGCCAGCCUUACCCGCCAUGCCUGAAGCGAGACGACGACCUGACGCCCAUCACCCUCGCAGAACUCCACCUCGAGACGCAUCACUCCGGCCGAAUGCUGCGGGCGAAGCGCGUUGGCCCUUCUGCAUCGCGUCACGCUUCCGCGCAGUACAUGGUGGAAGAUGCGACGGGCAUGGAGCUUCUCGUCCUGGACUUCCUCGCAUUUCCAGACGACCUUUUCCUGCCACCGGACGCUCAAAUCACCAUCAAAGAGCCAUAUCUCCGAAUCGGCCACGACAGCACGGCACACCUCGCUGUUGCCCAUCCACGUGACAUCGAAGCCGUCUAUCUCACGCAGAGCAACACGGAGUCGACCGUUCUGAAAGACCGCGGAAAUCUUGACUUCAAAGCCGCUCGUUAUGCAUCUGCUUUUCACGCCUACACCGAGGCGCUGGCUGCACCAAACAUACGCGCUACGCUCAAGGCUAACAUACAUCGCAAUCGAGCUUUGACCAACUUCAAGCUUGGUCGAUUCGACGACGCCAUUCUUGACGCCCGCCACGCCCUGGAACUCGAGCCCGAAUGUGAUCAUGUCAAGCGCGGCAAGACUCUGCUGUGCAAAGGCCUGGCCGAGUACGCUCUCGGACACCUCGGUGCAGCGGACACCCUAGAACGAGCCACGGAGGCGAAUUCCACCAAAGAAGCAACGGAUGCGCGUAUGAGGGCUGUUGCCAGAUGCAGCGAAGCAGAGACCGGACAAUUCGAUUUCUACGCUCUAGCCAAUAAGCUGAGCGCAGAAAAGCCAUACGUCGAGGCUGCGAGUUUCGUCCAGCGCAUCAGUGUGAGGCAGACACCAAACCGCGGCCGUGGGCUAUUUGCGCAAGAAGAUAUCGCUUUUGGCCAUCUGGUGCUGGUCGAGAAGUCUUUCUGCAGUGUCUUCUCCAAUCAGGACGCCGGCUUUGAUGCCACCAGGUAUGAGCCGGCUCGAUUCGCUCCCUAUCAAAUGGAGCGUGCAGCAUUCUUCAAGGCCGUUCUUCUGAAGAUGUAUCACAAUCCUUCGCUGAGAGCUCAGGUGUCAGAUCUUCACGCCGAUUCGCCUAAGCCGCCAUCGCCCGAUACUUUGGACUACUUCCAUAUUGAGCGACUGACAGCUCUCAACUCCCUCGGCUGCCGCGUGCCAAAGCAAGUCAAUGCACACAUUGCAAAGCCAUACCCCUUCGGUCGCUCGUAUGCCGGAGAUGCGGUUGGCAGUAGUGGCCUAUGGAUCAAGACCUCAUACAUCAACCACUCCUGCAUUCCGAACGCCGAGCCAAGUGUCAUUGGCGAUCUCAUGGUCGUCAAAGCUACUCGAAACAUCACCCAGGGCGAGGAGAUCACGAUUUCGUACUUCAACGACAUUGACUACCAAACGAGGAGCAGGAAAAUCAAGUCCUCUUGGGGCUUCGAUUGCACCUGUGAGCUCUGCACUGCGGAGGCUGCUACUUCUCCCGCGGACAUGGAAGAGCGCAUACAGCUCCGCGAUCUAAUCACUGAGCAACAGAUGAGCGACUCCUCUCUCGCUGGCUCACUCGAAGCUGCUGACAGCGACGUCGACGAUGUGGAGGCAACCUACGACGAGCAGUUGUAUGCUGAUCUGCCACGCGAGGAUCUGGCACAUGCAAACGUGCGCCUCUAUCUAAUGCACCUACGGCAACGUAACGUUGCUAAUGCGGCUCGCGCCCUAAAAAUGGCGCUCGAAGCGCAAAACAUCAAGCUCGUGAUUCGCAAUCAAGAGGUCCGACUGCUCGACAGCAGACGCCAAAUUAACAGCCUCACAGUAGAGUGCCUCCUCGGGCUUGCCAAUUUCUACGAAAGGGCGCUCAACGAGCCUGCAAAUGCGUCACAGCUUCGGGAGCUAGCAAAGACCUUUUACUUUGUGCUCAACGCCACUACCCAUGGUUUCAACAGAAUCAUUCCUUCAUGA